This is a messenger RNA of Cannabis sativa, 911 nucleotides long. RefSeq names its product probable glutathione S-transferase. Bases 34 to 708 code for a protein of 224 amino acids. Lineage: Eukaryota; Viridiplantae; Streptophyta; Magnoliopsida; Rosales; Cannabaceae. The transcript has 2 exons. Gene Ontology annotation, biological process: glutathione metabolic process. The record is from RefSeq and is a predicted model, not a curated record. Gene Ontology annotation, cellular component: cytoplasm. Gene Ontology annotation, molecular function: glutathione transferase activity.
AGACAAUUUCAUUAAUCCAAAAGGGGUUAAGAAAUGGAAGAAGUGAAGCUACUUGGAGCUUGGCCUAGCCCAUUUUGUUACAGAAUUAUAUGGGCUCUGAAACUAAAGGGUAUUGAUUAUGAAUAUGUAGAAGAAGAUCUUUUCAACAAGAGUGAUCUUCUUUUACAUUAUAACCCAAUUCACAAGAAGAUUCCAGUGUUAGUUCAUAAUGGAAAACCAAUAUCAGAAUCAACUGUUAUACUUGAGUACAUUGAAGAGACUUGGCCACACAAUCCAUUGAUUUUAAAUGAUGAUCCUUAUGAGAAGGCUAAGGCUCGGUUUUGGACAAAGUUCAUAGACGAAAAGGAACCAAUCUUUUUUGCCUUCUUUCAAAGUGUGGGGGAAGAACAAGAGAAGGCGACGAAAGAAGCGAAAAAAGUGUUGAAAGUGAUUGAAGAUUAUGGUGUUGGGGAGAGUAGAAAAUUCUUAGGAGGUGAGAAAGUAGGGAUGGCAGAUUUGGCCUUGGGAUGGAUAUCUGGUUGGCUUGAAGGGAUGGAAGAAGCACUUGGUGUGAAGCUCUUAGAGCCUCAAAGCUUUCCUAUGUUAAUGGCUUGGAUCAAGAAUUUUAGAGAUGUUCCACAAAUCAGAGACAACUUUCCUGAUAGAGAUCAGUUGUUAAUCUAUUUUAAAGGCCUAAGAGAAAGGUUUAUUGUUCAAGCAACUAUGUGAAAAACAGCAAUAAUAAUAGAUGCAAUUUGGGUUGAUGUAAUGUAAAAUGAAAAAGUUGAAGAUUUGGUAUAGAGGAAAGAAAAUUGGAGAGAUAGAGAGAGUAUAUUUCCUUCAUAGUUGUUUGGAAUGUAAGUAUUGUAAAAUUACUAUUGUACCCUCAAGUUAAUAAUAUAAAUUUUGUGUAAGAAAUGACAAUUUAGUAA